Molecule: messenger RNA, 938 nt
Organism: Nicotiana tabacum (common tobacco)
Lineage: Eukaryota; Viridiplantae; Streptophyta; Magnoliopsida; Solanales; Solanaceae
Source: RefSeq, a predicted model, not a curated record
AGAAGGUUAUUUUGGUAAAAACGAAACACGCCCCUGCUCCUGCUGCUUAUGACACUGACGAUAGCGUCAAGAAAAGAUAUUUUGGCUUAGCCUCUGUAUCUCCGCUUGCGCUUCAGCUUCAGCUUCGCUGUAGUUACAAUUUUCUCUUGCUUUAACGAGAAUUGCAGAAGGCCGUGAUGCCGGGGCAUGAUAACUCAAAUGGGUCUUCAGAAAAAUCCAGCAGUGGUAUGGAUGAUUUGCCAACUUUCAAUGUUGAGAAUAUGCAAAACAACAUGAAAGUUAUUUUAUACAGCCGCACAUUCAUGGCAAUCAUUGGUGGUGUCAUUGCCGGCAUUCUGGGACUUACUAGCUUGACAGGCUUUAUCUUUUAUUUCCUUGUCAUGGCAAUAACUUCGGUAGCACUCACAGCAAAGGCCAAGUUUUCAAUCCACUCCUACUUUGACAGCUGGAACAGAGUCAUGCUUGAUGGAUUUUUUGGCGGGCUUAUGUCAUUCGUGCUCUUCUGGACAUUCGCAUAUGACAUUGUGCAUAUAUUUUGAGGAUCCCUUCCCGUGCGAGAUGAAGACCUUUGCUAUCCCAAGAAGAUGCUAAAGACAUUUUCAAGUUCAAAGUGGUGGGUAUUCAAAGUCUGCACUCAUGAUAUUUUCGUUCUAUUAAGCUUGCAAGAAAGUUUGUUGGGAGUUGUUGAACAUUUGAUCUUGAGAAAAGUUUUUGGUUAGGUAAUUUAUAUUCAGAGUUUAAAAGCUUGAGUAAUUGCAUAAGCAGUUGAACAUUCCAUAUCACUGUUGAAUGAUAUACAGAGCCUGUAAUCUUAGUGAAAUCUAAUUGUUCAGGUUCAACAAUUGAGCCUUAUACUGUUCUUAAUAAGCACUACUAUGGUUGUACUUUUGACUACAGAUUGGCUUCUCGAAUGGUAGAAAAUACAGGUUUUGAUUGGA